Molecule: messenger RNA, 1047 nt
Organism: Fulvia fulva
Lineage: Eukaryota; Fungi; Ascomycota; Dothideomycetes; Mycosphaerellales; Mycosphaerellaceae
Exons: 6
Coding region: 1-1047 (348 amino acids)
Source: RefSeq, a predicted model, not a curated record
AUGCAGUAUCACAAGCAAAUUACUACACUGCUUUCCAUCCUCGUCGCACAAGUCACAUGUCAGACGCCAACUGGCACUGCACCGUCCACAAGCGAGCAUCUGAACGUGGCAUAUGGCGAUACAGUUCUCGAAGCCAAUGAGUUGCUACCACAAGCUUUCCAGUCAAGCGACAAAGUCUCUGGGGACCACAUGCUCCUUCUGGUCGAUCAAUUGAUUCCACAAAGUAGCAUUGACUCGUCUGGCCCGCAAACACCAGGGCUUGAGUACUGCAGAACGACUCGACUGCAUUGGUUCCAGACCGAUCUCACCCAGCUUGACAAUGGUUCCUUCGUCAGCGAGACAGCACCAAUGGCAACGCAUGCCCACACCUACACCUUCUACCUCUUCACACAACCGUCCAACUUCACCCAGGACGCUGCAACCUGGGAUGCCGGACGCGUGUACGAUCCCAUCAGUGUCUACGAUAGGAUGAACUUCAGCACCUCUGCCAUAGCGGACGUCCCUGGCGUUGGUGCGCCUCUUGCGGCGAACUUUAUGCGUGUUCAGGAUCCCAACAUGACUACUUAUGGAACUGCUGCCAAUGGGACUUGUUCAAUGGACUCUGGGCUAUCGAAUUCGACAGAGCCAGGCUCGAGCAUCCACGUCCACCGUCUCGACAGCAAGGGCGAAGACGACGAUGGGCAGCAGCAGCGUCGCUUCGAGCAAGUUGGCGCCGAAUACCAAAAGCACGUCAAAGAGUCCCACGACGCCCGCGGCAUGGAGAAGUGGUACAAGACCGAGAUGUCCAUCCUCGCCAACGAGAAGGACCGGAUUCCGCGCCGUCUUCGGGAGAUUGGGCAGGAGAAGCUGGAGUUGGAGGCGAAGUUGGACGAGGUGGUGAAGAAUGAGAAGAGAUUCGUGGCCAAGUACAAGGCCGAGCACGAUCAGGGCGAGAAGGACCGGGAGUUGAAGGAGCGCUACGAGCAAUACUUGGAUCUUCAAACUCCGGAGAUGCGGGUCGAGGGUGAGGGUGGCGGCAUGGAGGGCGUGGAGGGCGAGCAGCAGUAG